Molecule: messenger RNA, 4895 nt
Organism: Myotis davidii
Lineage: Eukaryota; Metazoa; Chordata; Mammalia; Chiroptera; Vespertilionidae
Gene: BMPER
Product: BMP binding endothelial regulator
Molecular function (GO): protein binding
Source: RefSeq, a predicted model, not a curated record
GCCCGCUGAGAGCCCUUUCUGAUCGCGAGCGGUGGUGGCGGAGCCGAGGCGGCGGCACGGGACCUGCAGUCGCCGGGAUUCCCUCCAGGUGACGAUGCUCUGGUUCUCCGCCGUCAGGGCUCUGGCUGAGCGUCCCCGCCGGCGCUCGCCCGGGAUUACCUGCUGCGUCUUGCUGCUGCUCAAUUGCUCGGGGGUCCCCAUGUCUCUGGCUUCCUCCUUCUUGACAGGUUCUGUUGCAAAAUGUGAAAAUGAAGGUGAAGUCCUGCAGAUCCCGUUUAUCACAGACAACCCGUGUAUAAUGUGCGUCUGCUUGAACAAGGAAGUGACCUGCAAGCGGGAGAAGUGCCCGGUGCUGUCCCGGGACUGCGCCCUCGCCGUCAAGCAGAGGGGAGCCUGCUGCGAGCGCUGCAAAGGUUGCACCUAUGAAGGGAACACCUAUAACAGCUCCUUCAAGUGGCAGAGUCCUGCGGAACCCUGUGUCCUGCGCCAGUGCCAGGAAGGCGUGGUCACUGAGUCUGAGGUGCGGUGCGUCGUGCAUUGUAGAAAUCCCUCCAAGGAUCUGGGACUGUGCUGCCCCACGUGUCCAGGCUGUGUGUUUGAGGGUGUGCAGUACCAAGAAGGAGAGGACUUUCAGCCCGAAGGAGACAAGUGCACCAAGUGUUCCUGCGUUGGCGGCAGGACACAGUGUGUGCGUGAGGUCUGUCCCAUCCUCUCCUGUCCUCAGCACCUUAGCCACGUUCCCCCAGGACAGUGCUGCCCCAAAUGUUUGGGUCAGAGGAAAGUGUUUGACCUCCCGUUUGGAAGCUGCCUCUUCCGCAGUGAUGUGUAUGACAACGGAUCCUCGUUUCUGUACGACGACUGCACGGCGUGCACCUGCCGGGACUCCACUGUGGUGUGUAAGAAGAAGUGCUCCCGGGCCGGCGGCUGCGACAAGGGCGAGGAGGCCUGCUGUGAGGAGUGCCUCCUGCACGUGCCCCCGGAAGACACCAAAGUGUGCAAGUUUGGCAACAAGGUUUUUCGGGACGGAGAGAUGUGGUCUUCCGUGAACUGCACCAUCUGUGCGUGUGUGAAAGGCAAGGCCGAGUGUCGCAAGAAGCAGUGCGCCCCCAUCAGCAGCUGCCCGCAGGGUAAAAUUCUCAACCGAAAAGGAUGCUGCCCUAUUUGCACUGAAAAGCCCGGCGUUUGCACGGUAUUCGGAGAUCCCCACUACAACACUUUUGACGGACGGACAUUUAACUUUCAGGGGACGUGUCAGUACGUUUUGACGAAAGACUGCUCCUCCCCUGCCUCGCCCUUCCAGGUGCUGGUGAAGAACGAUGCCCGCAGGACCCGCUCCUUCUCGUGGACCAAGUCGGUGGACCUGGUGCUGGGCGCGGGCACCGUGAGCCUCCAGCAGCACCUGACCGUGCGCUGGAACUUCCACAUCGACCUGGACGGCUACCUCCUGAAAGUGACGACCAAAGCAGGUUUGGAAAUAUCCUGGGAUGGAGACAGUUUUGUAGAAGUCAUGGCUGCCCCUCAUCUCAAGGGCAAACUUUGUGGUCUCUGUGGCAACUACAAUGGACAUAAACGUGAUGACUUAAUUGGUGGAGAUGGAAACUUCAAGUUUGAUGUGGAUGACUUUGCUGAGUCCUGGAGGGUGGAGUCCAAUGAGUUCUGCAACAGACCCCGCAGAAAGCCAGUGCCUGAACUGUGUCAAGGGACCGUGAAGGUAAAGCUCCGAGCCCAUCGAGAAUGCCAGAAACUCAAGUCUUGGGAGUUUCAGACCUGCCACUCAACAGUGGACUAUGCUACUUUCUACCGGUCCUGCGUGACUGACAUGUGUGAGUGUCCCGUCCAUAAGAACUGCUACUGCGAGUCAUUCCUGGCAUACACCCGGGCCUGCCAGCGGGAGGGCGUCGGCGUCCACUGGGAGCCCCAGCAGAGUUGUGCAGCCACCCAGUGUAAGCACGGGGCUGUGUACGACACCUGCGGCCCAGGGUGUGCCAAGACCUGUGACAACUGGAAUGAGAUUGGUCCGUGCAAUAAGCCGUGCGUUGCGGGCUGCCACUGUCCCGCCAACCUGGUCCUUCACCGGGGAAGGUGCAUCAAGCCAGUCCUUUGUCCUCAGCGGUGACCUCUGUUCAGCAGCUAAAGACUUUGAAACCUGGUGCCCUUGACACUGGCGUGGAAGGGCCAGUGAGGGACUGCCAUGUUCGUGUGCCCUCCUGUGCACACACAGAGUAUAUACGUGUACAUAUAUAGAUAUAGAGAUAUAUUCAGAAACAUUUUGUCAUUUAUAUAAACUACAGGUGGAUUAUUAUAUGUAUAUUUUUUGCUAUAAGACAUGUAUUGUUUCUAGAAUCGUAAUCUGUAAGCCAUUGGACACAUUGUAUAAAUAAACCAGGUGUUUUUAAUUUAAUAAGGCAGCAUGCGGACAUCUUGGAUGGCUUUAACAUCACAUACGUUGUCAUUUAGAAGGAAGUUUUUCUAAAAAAAACAAACCCCUCAAUUGCCUGCCUGCAUUAAUUUUAGCUUUGAAUCAGGAUUUGCAGUUGAGUGAGAAGUGCAUUUCUCUGGAGAAGGGCAGCUCUGUCUAGGGGUGUUUUGCGAUUGCAGAGAAAGGAAUGUUUCCGGAAAGAGACGGCUGCUGAUUGGGGACAGGCCCUAAUGGUGCGUGGAAAGCAAGGCGUAGUUUCUUAGACGUUAUUGGGUCAUGAUCCGGUAUGAUUUCCCACACUGAUUGGCGGGUUGCCAAGAAAUAGAUAUUUGUUGCUGGAGCAUAACCAAAGAAUCAAAUGGUUUCUUACCAUCUUUGUAUAUUCCUGGAGUCUCCUGAUUGUAUACGUGUGUGUAUGAUGGAUGCAUCCACUUGUAUGUCACACAUAGAGAUUAGGGAUGUCUGGGCGACAUGUUAGUUUUAUUGGGCAUGAGCAAAUAUUUGGAGAAACUUGCACAACAUAAGAAAAGCUAUCCAUUUCUCUGAAUCUCAGAACAAUUUAGGGUGGGCAAAUCUGAUGAGUCGCUGUAAGCCAUCCCCAUAUUGUGGCUGUUCCAUUUAUAAAGUGAAAGUCUUUAUUUAUAGAGGAUCCCCAGUUCAUUGCUAUUUGGUGACUGUUAACAUGUCGUAAUUAUUACACAGAAGGAAAGCCUUUACCGAGCUGUCGAUUUAACACUAGUCCAAAUGAAGAAUGGUCUAUAUACUUGCGCUACUACCCUGAGAGGUUACUGUUAGUCACCAUGUGAUUUUCCUGACUUCUUUUCAGCUGCAUACGUGAAAAUGUCAACAAAACAAAACCCACUGAUGUCUAAAAAUAACAUGUUUUGCAUUGUAGUAAAUAAAGGGCUUAAGAUUUAAAACUACAUAUUUUCCAUUUCAAGAUGUGCUGUGCUGUACUUUAUAAAUAAGCUAUACCAACGCCAGGUUCUUGAUCUCUAACAGCUCUAUUUAUAUACAUUCUAUAUACCCUAUAAUGCAUUAUAAAGAGUAUUAUUAACAGGUAAUAGCGAAUCCCAAAUCGUUGAGAGUCAGCAUGUUGCCAUCACUUGUGAAGACAUUUGUGUUUAGCAGAUGUUCCUGACGGAUGGAUUGGAUUUCUUACUGGGACAUGUCUCAUUGUUGGAGUGAGCAGAAUAAAGCACACAGUGUAAUAGUGACUGAGGAACCAGGGAGUGUGGUUGGGUCCUAAAUACCCCACUAUCUGGGACCCACGGUAUCCAGGCCACUGCGUCAGUGCUGUAUGUAGAAUGAGAGCCUGGGUGUAGGAGACCCUUUCCAGGUGUAGUUUGUGACCUUGUUCCUAUUGUUUGAGGAUUUGGAGCCCCUCUUUUGUUUAUCUGUAACACAAAGAGGUAGUGUCCAGGCAGGGUUAAGAACCAGGUGGUCUCGACCCCCUGCCACGACUGAGAUGACUUGCAUAGUCAUCCAGACACAAUUUGCAAUCAUGUAAUUCUAAUUUCAUCUACUCCCACACUGUGCUAAAAGGAGGCAGAGGGAAAUCAGUUGAUCUGCCCUGUUCCUUUUUUUAUUUAGAUCCUCUUUCAAUUCCUUCCCAGUUCACUCUUCAUGAAAGAGGGAUGCAGCAGAGAGGCAGAAGAGAAAUUGUGGGUGGCUAUUUACUGCUCAUGACUCAUCCAAGGGCUGAGUGUACCCAGCGAGACACCAUAACCUCUUUUUCAACAUUGUCAAUCACAGCCAACCUUGGGGGAUGAAUGAUGAAGGCCCUUUUUCAUGGAUCAAUUUCAUGAAUUUGGGUGGCUUGAUUACAAGUUUGUGUGACAUUUCUUCUCUGCGGUUUAGUUUAACCUUCGAUCUUUUUUGUUGUUGUUUCCAUGCCUAUUCGUAGAAGAAGGAAAGAGAGAAGACAGAGGAGAGCUUGGGCCUACUAAGUGAAACAGCUGUCUGAUGAUGGAGGGAGGGGACGUCAGCUCAACAGUUGGUUUCUGUUUACUGUUAUUGGCCAUGGCUAUAGUCAAGCAAUGAUUUUUGGCUCAUGCCUGAUUGUAAUGCUGAUUAACCAAGUGCUUCAGUGAUAGUGGGCCCACUUUGUUCACAUGGUAUGUUUUCGUGGGUUCUCAAAGGCAAGCUCCUGCAGAGUUAGGUGAUUUGAAGUGAAAAUGUUUCAUUUAACUGAUUAAUAUAUAUAACCCAGGCUAGCAGUGAGUGUGGGUUCUGUGAUACCUAUGAAAUUAAUAGAGUGGUUGAUAUUGCUCUGUCUACAUGUAUAGAAUCCCUGUGUGGGUUAUGCUAUCAGCUAUGAAUAUUGCAUUUGAUGAGGGAAACAGCACUAUUAUGAUUCUCAUUACACAUGGUUCUAAGGAAAAGUAAGUUCUUUCCUUUCUUCCUAUGAGAAUAGGAAUGUUUGAAAGUUCUGGGGUUUUGUUUUCAUUGAUUUGAGAGAGAGAGGAAAGGAGAG